Messenger RNA from Anopheles stephensi (Asian malaria mosquito), 687 nucleotides. Its product is annotated as peptidoglycan-recognition protein SC2-like. The record is from RefSeq and is a predicted model, not a curated record. Gene Ontology annotation, molecular function: zinc ion binding; N-acetylmuramoyl-L-alanine amidase activity; peptidoglycan binding. Lineage: Eukaryota; Metazoa; Arthropoda; Insecta; Diptera; Culicidae. Bases 59 to 625 code for a protein of 188 amino acids. The transcript has a single exon. Gene Ontology annotation, biological process: peptidoglycan catabolic process; innate immune response.
CACGCCAGGUUACAUUUCCUUCGUAACUACCAGGUCGUCUAGAAGUGUGCAGAACACGAUGAACAAGUUUGCCGCCGUGUUGGUGUUGGCCAGCGUUUGUCUGGCGGGCGUUUCGGCCCAGUGCCCGCGUAUCGUGACCCGCGCCCAGUGGGGAGCCCGUGCCGCUAGUACCGCCCAGCUGCCGAUCCGUCCGGCGCCGUGGGUCGUGAUGCACCAUACGGCCGGUGCGCACUGCACCACCGAUGCUGCCUGUGCCCAGCAGAUGCGCAACAUCCAGUCCUUCCACAUGGACGGCAACGGUUGGGCUGACAUCGGCUACAACUUCCUGGUCGGUGAGAACGGCGCUGCGUACGAGGGUCGCGGCUGGGGUCGUCAGGGAGCGCACGCGCCCGGCUACAACGAUCGCUCGGUCGGCAUGGGUGUGAUCGGCACGUUCACCAACGGCAUCCCGAAUGCGGCCGCCCGGAACGCCGCUCAGCAGCUGAUCAGCUGCGGAGUGUCGCUCGGACACAUCGCCUCCAACUACUGGCUGAUCGGACACCGACAGGCUGUGGCGACCGCCUGCCCCGGAAAUGCCUUCUUCAACGAGAUCCGCAACUGGCCGCGCUUCAACCCGAACGUGUAAGAAUCGACCGGGUGCUUUCCUUAAUGUUUGUUUCGUAAAAUAUAGAAUUCAAUAAGAGCAUA